This is a messenger RNA of Amoebophrya sp. A120, 1663 nucleotides long. Lineage: Eukaryota; Dinophyceae; Syndiniales; Amoebophryaceae. The record is from the annotation of a GenBank genome assembly.
AUGGUUGCCUCCCUAAUUGAGCGCCGGGCGAAGGAUGUGGAGCGGUUUCUGCGUGUUCCCCACGCGAAGGACUGCAGCAGUCGGUUGCAGCGAAGCGGGGACAUUUUGCUCUCCAAGGAGGACCGAAAGGAGAUCGGAAGAUGGGCGUACCCGAGAAUAGACAUCGCAAGAUACGUCCUGCUGGAGGACUUUCAAGAGAAAAACAGAAGAAGAAAAGAGCUCCUGCAAACGGUCGAGAGGAAAUUAAAGAGAAGACAGGAAAUACAAAAGGAAAGGUACAAGUAGAGAUUAAUCUGGUUCUUUACUUAGAUAGAAGUACACCUGCGCCUGCCUACCUAGUUGGUUACUACUGCGUCACCGUUUUGUGCAGUUCUUUUUGUAGAUAAACCCUCCAAGAAUAAAAAAAUAUGCAACCCCAUCUUCACCCAGGUCUCGGCAGCGUGUCCGCGGUCUGGGCGUGGAGCCGAAGCGGAACCCGCCCGAGCCGUGGGAGCCGUACUACGACAUCAGCAAGCGCGACGCCUGGCUCUACGACCGAAAAUUUGCGGCCAUGGCUAGCACGAGGUCGCCACGAAAGCCGCAGCCGACGGUGGACUUGGAUUUUCGGAAAGGCAUACGGCCAAGGACGACCCCCGCGCCGAAUUUACCGAGGUACACGGACUUGUCUCUCGACUGGGGUCCGGGUAGGUCAGUGUUGGAACGGAUAUCGCGGUCCUCUUCGCCGGACAGGUGGCAACAGAGUCCACGAUACGACCACAUUCCGGAGCCAAAGAAGGAGUACGAACGGGAACCGAUUCCGCGGAAAUUUCUGUGGACCAAGGAGCAAGCGCUGGUCGGGAGAUUAGCCUCCUGGACCGCGGAUGAGGCGAGAGAGUAUAGACUAGCUUGUUGAGUAGAGUUCGCUGAUGUUUUUCUUUUUUGAUUGCUUUUCUACGGUUCCUACGUAUGUUUUUUGCGUUUGCAUUUGAUUCCAUAAGUGUAAAACAUCAGCUUCUGGCGAUCUUGGGUAGACCAAAGUGCAAUGGCGAAGGAAGGCGUGAGCAAGGCCGGGAAGAAAGAUGCGCUUGCGCGGGCGAAGGCGCAGCGGGAGAAGUACGGGGGAUUGACGAUAGAAAAAGCCCAGAUCGUAGUGAAGUCCUUGAGUAGCAGACCAGAGGAGAAACUAAGUUCCCAGGAGAUCGAGUUGCUGGGACGAGGUACAGGACAUCGAUUGAUGUCGUGGUGGCUUGCUUUUUUUUGCUUCAUUUACGCGAUGAAUUCACUACAGAUUCAAUUCCUCUGUCGACUGGAGCUGCAUGGCAACAAGUUGAAAAAACGCGAAUACAAUACAGCGAAACAAUUCCUGUCCGACCAGAAGGGCGGUAGCUCGUUCGGGGAGGACAUUGACGACGGGUUGCCGAAAGCCUGGGACGACCGGUGUUGCACGCGCGUCGCAAGUCUGGGGAACGCGGAGCGGCACAAGAGCAAACGGUCCCUGUUUCUGAACUACAGCGUCCAGCCGGAGAAAUACAUGGACAAGAUGCUCGGGACGCUGAUACGGGACGACUUGCGGUUGACGGAGGAGGAGCAGGCGGAAAAGAACGAUUUUUUGAAGAAAACGGGCUUAGCAGCGGCGAAGAAAGCGGAACGGGAGGCAGCGAAGUCCGCGAAUAAGGGCAAGUGA